CUUUUUCUUGCUUGAAGAACUUAGCAGACCCAUCAGCAUCUCAGAUGCACGUUCAGCUUCCAAUUUACCAGAUCCCCUUUUGCGCUUUCCUUUAGCCUCUUUCAAAGUUCUCGGUGGACUGCUCCACUUCAUUCGUCUUCUUUCUGUUCUCAUUCUUCAGUCCCUUUGAAGGUCUUUCUACCCCUAAACUAACUCCCUUCGGGUACCCGCCACCCAUAAGCCAUUCCUCCUGCAGUGCAAGCCUUCCUCUUUUACUGGCAUCAUCACCGUUAUUACGGGAAGGCCAGUUUUGCUGAGUAGAAAGACCUAACUAAAGAGGAGCCAGUUUUUGAUUCCGAUUUUACGCUGCCAAAGCCAAUCAAUGUCCGCCUUAGAUGUUUCAUUUAAACCAUUGAAAUAACUGAUCAUUUUCCCUUCCUCCAUCAUAGCGUGGAGAGUGCACUGAUCUAACACUUCCACCGGUACGAAUUCAGAGAACCAGUCUUCUAGGUUAAGCGAAAGGAAAGCAGAGAUGUCUACCCAGCUUCAUGGUGACCUAAAGUUGAGAAUCAUUGAAGCGAGAGCCUUAGGCAAGUUGUCUAAGGUGAAUCUUAAAAGCUGGAGGGUUACCGUUUCGGUAGCUGAAACUACCGUGGCUCGCACGGGUUUCAUUUAUGGCACAGAUGACCCCCAGUGGAACGAGCAGUUCAAUAUUCUUCUCGCACAUACCUUUGUCGACCUCCUAUUCAAAAUUAAAGUGGGUAAAAUUAAAGUGGGUAAAAGUGUCAAGGGUACCGUGAAGAUUCGGGCUGGGAAAAUCAACACCGGUGAGCUAAUCAGCGGAUGGUAUCUGUUGAAAGAUUGCAAUGCAGAUCCAAACAAGAAUCCGGCUCUUAAUAUUGAGAUGCAAUUCACGCCAUGCCAUCGAAAUCCACUUUAUAUUCAAGGCAUCGCCAGCGAUCCGGAACAGGCCGGAGUGAGGAACACGUAUUUCCCACUGAGGAAAGGGAAUGCGUUGAAGCUGUACCAAGACGCUCAUGUGCCUGAAGGAAUGUUGCCUGAAAUUGAACUGGAACACGGAAGAGUUUUAGAGCAUCACAAGUGUUGGGAGGAAAUUUACCAUGCCAUCUCAGAGGCUCAACAUAUGAUAUACAUAAUGGGUUGGUCAAUGUUUUGUGAUGUGAAGCUUGUCAGAGAGCCGAGCCGGCCAUUGCCUCCAGGUAGGGAUUUGAAGCUUGGUAAAUUGCUCAAGUCCAAAUCAGAAGAAGGGGUUCAAGUUGUGGUGUUGAUAUGGGAUGAUAAAACUUCAUUGAAGGGGAGAAAAAUGGAAGGAGUGAUGAAGACGCAUGAUGAAGAAACGAGAAAAUUUUUCAAGGGUUCAUCUGUUAUUUGUGACCUGGUUCAUCGUCAGGCAAGCGAGUCAAAUUGUUUUAAACGAGCUUUCAAUGAAGUCAUAUUCUCAAAUCAUCAAAAAUGUGUUCUGGUCGACACACCGGCAGCUGAUGGUGGUCGAAAGAUAACUGCAUUCAUAGGCGGUCUUGAUCUCUGUGAUGGUCGUUAUGAUACACCUGAGCAUCGGUUAUUUGAUGGCCUUGACACCAUUUUUAAGGAUGAUUUUCAUAAUCCUACAUUUCCUUAUCAGUCUAAAACCAAGGCUCCAAGAGAACCGUGGCAUGACUUGCACUGCAAGAUUGAUGGGCCAGCUGCACAUGAUGUUCUAAUGAACUUUAAGCAGUAUUGGUGGCAAUUAGCUGCAAAGAAAAAUCAUUCUAAACCUUUGAUACGGAUGGAAAAUAUCUCAAAUAAACUAAGUCCUUGCCCAUCUGUUUUGGCUGAUGGUACCAUAGAGGUUCCAGAAGAUUAUUCCACAUCAGGGGUUUUUGGUGAAGAUGAUUCUGAAAACUGGCAUGUUCAGAUUUUCCGGUCGACUGAUGCAGCAGCAGUUAAAGGAUUUCCAGUAGAUCCUGGUGACGCUUAUGCCAAGAAUCUUGUCUGUUCAAAAGGUUUGGUAAUGGAUGUAAGCAUUCAAACUGCUUACAUUCAGGCAAUCAGAUCUGCUCAACAUUUCAUAUAUAUUGAAAAUCAGUAUUUUAUUGGAUCCUCGUAUGCAUGGGCAUCAAAUAGAAAUGCAGGUGCUGACAAUCUAAUCCCAAUGGAGUUGGCGUUGAAGAUUACUAGUAAAAUUGAAGCAGAUGACAGGUUCGCAGUGUAUGUCGUCAUUCCAAUGUGGCCUGAGGGCAAUCCAGAGGAUAAAACGACGCAGAAAAUUCUCUUGUGGCAGUCUCAGACAAUGAGAAUGAUGUAUGAUAUUAUUGGAAGAAAGCUACAAGAGAUGGGGCGUCAGGAUGCACAUCCUCUGGAUUACCUCAAUUUCUAUUGUCUUGGUAAAAGGGAAUGCAUCUCCGGGAAAAAUCUGACCAGUAAUGUUGAAGAGGGAGGGAGGAGAGAGAGGAAAGGGAAUUGGCCGGAUUCAAACACUAGAGCUAGCCCUGGUGUUGCCACUAGUGGAGGUGGCCCUGCCACUUCAACCAGAGCAUGGAAAAAUGAGGUCUCGAAGUCACAAAAUUUUCAAAGAUUCAUGAUUUAUGUGCAUUCUAAGGGAAUGAUAGUAGAUGAUGAAUAUAUGAUGCUUGGAUCUGCUAAUAUUAACCAAAGGUCCAUGGAUGGUUCAAGAGACACAGAGAUAACAAUGGGUGCAUAUCAGCCCCAUUACACAUGGGACAAGAAGAGAGAGCAUCCACGUGGCGAGGUAUUUGGUUAUAGAAAAUCAUUGUGGAUAGAACAUCUUGGGAUAGUGGAUGGUCCCUUCGAUGCCCCAGAAAGUAGGGAAUGCGUAAAGGAAGUAAACAAGAUUGCUUAUGAAAAUUGGGAGAAAUAUACAGCUGAUGAAUUUACAUUGUUGCAAGGCCACCUUCUCAAGUAUCCAAUCAAAGUAGAUGAAUGUGGAGAAGUAAGUCCUCUGCCAGGUUAUGAGACAUUCCCAGAUGUUGGUGGUCUAGUACUCGGAGAAAAUUCAAUAUUGAUUCCUGAUUCUCUAUUAAGUUUUUGAUUAGAACCCCAAAAGGAGUAACUCAAUGGUUAAGAGUUUGGGGAGAGUUAUCUCCUCUUGUAUAAUCCAUUAAGAAGUACAAAAAAAAAAAAAAAAAGUCAUAAAAUUAAGUUACUAGAGUCAAAAUAAAGUUAGUGGGGGUAAAUUAGGAAAAGUUAUAAAUAAAUAUGUUAAUAUUUUUAUUUUGUAGCAAUAUAAUAUAAUAUUUGUAAUAACUAUAGUUACAAAACAGCACCAAACUGCGUUGUCAAACUUAGCAACUUUUAUUUCGUCCUUAUAUGCCCACCUUUGUUAAUCUGUUGCAAAGGGAACUAAACAAAUGGUACUGGC
Messenger RNA from Rubroshorea leprosula, 3358 nucleotides. The record is from the annotation of a GenBank genome assembly. NCBI's taxonomy places the organism in Eukaryota, Viridiplantae, Streptophyta, Magnoliopsida, Malvales, Dipterocarpaceae.